AUGGCAUUCUCAAAAUGUGCAUUCCGUGCUUGGAUAGCCACAGUUCUUUUGUUGGCUGCCAAGGUGUUUGGUGCACCCUCAACAUGGAUCCACCCCGGCAUUUUGAUGAACACAACUCAACUCGACUUCAUGAAGGCCCAGGUUCUUAGCAAUUCGUCACCAAUGGCGUCCCCUGUGCACAUGGUCGAAUGUGGGUCAUAUUCUAACCCUGACGUUGGAUGUACCGCGGAACGCCAGGAUUCUAUCGCUGCUUAUAGUAUGGCACUAGCCUGGUAUAUCACGGGAGAGACAAAAUACGCGACCAAGGCCAUAUACUAUAUGGAAGAAUGGUCUUCUACUAUCACCGGCCACAAUAACUCCAAUGCGCCCCUACAGUCAGGCUGGGUUGCGUCUGUCUGGGCUCGAGCGGCUGAAAUUAUCCGUUACUCCGAUGCUGGCUGGAGUGACGAUGGAAUCGGCAAUUUUGAAACCAUGUUAUCAGAUGUAUACCUUCCCGAAAUUAUUGGCGGAAAUGCGAAUGCGAAUGGAAACUGGGAGCUAGUCAUGAUGGAAGCGUCCAUGUUCAUCGCCAUUUUCGUUGAGAACUCAACCGCAUAUGACACAGCUAUGAGCGUGUUCCUGGAUAGGGUUCCCGCCUACAUUUAUCUAACAUCCGACGGCGACGUACCUAUUGCGCCAGUUGAUAGCUCUUAUGAUACGACAGCCGAGAUUAAGGCCUAUUGGUACGGUCAAUCAACGUUUCUCGAUGGCCUUUGCCAAGAAACAUGCCGUGAUCUUGAGCAUGCAGGCUAUGGGAUUGCUUCAAUCUCACACGUUGCUGAGACCUCACGAAUACAGGGGAGGAACCUAUUUGCUGAAGUGACCGGUCAGAGAUUAAAGUAUGCGCUGGAAUUUCACUCAUACUAUGCUCUCGGGGGAUCGGUGCCAGACUGGCUGUGCGAUGGCACACUCACUGGGAGUUUCAAUAAUGUCACGGAGAUUGGACACAGCGAGUUUGUGGCAAGGCUCGGCUACAAGAUGGGUAACUUGACGGAGUACACAGAGGAAAAGCGCCCAGGCGGCCAGAAUGGUCUUUUUGUGUUAUGGGAGACUCUGACGCAUGGGCGCCUGUAA
This is a messenger RNA of Penicillium brasilianum, 1113 nucleotides long. The record is from the annotation of a GenBank genome assembly. NCBI's taxonomy places the organism in Eukaryota, Fungi, Ascomycota, Eurotiomycetes, Eurotiales, Aspergillaceae.